ACCCACAUCAGACUUUUCAGGCCCCCAAACCAAAACCCCUCAACUACCCCGGAAGACUUGAACGACAAUCCAAACAUGGACCGACCCGGACCCGAGUCUGCUCCCCCGCAACCCCUACUUUCCGACCGGGUCCUCAUAAGCGGCGUCGUCACACCCGUGGCUCUAUUCUCCGACGGAGUGCUCCAGUGGUCGGAGAGAAGUCAACGGAGCUUGAUCGUCGAGAAGGAGGUCCUGGGGUUCGCGGCGGAAGGUCCGAAGAUUAGGAUAAGAGCUUUUGUGGAAGGCGGAGCUGGAAUCUGCUGUGGCGCGAACAGAGGAGCUGUGGCGAGGAAGGACUUGGUGUUCGAGCCUCUCUCUGAGGACUCGCACAGGCUCUGGUGCCAGAAGCUCGGGGAUUACAUCGAUUCUCUCGGACGGCCAAAGAGGCUUGUUUUUGUGAAUCCGUUUGGUGGUAGCAAAUCUGCUUCAAAGAUUUAUGUUGAUCACGUAAAACCUCUUUUCGAGGAUGCCGAUAUCCAAUUUACGCUGCAAGAAACUCAAUAUCAACUACAUGCGAAGGAAGUUGUGAAAACACUAGAUCUUUCAAAGUAUGAUGGCAUUGUUUGUGUUAGUGGGGACGGAAUCUUGGUUGAGGUAGUAAAUGGACUCCUAGAGAGAGAUGAUUGGGACGCUGCAAUAAAGAUUCCUCUUGGAGUAGUUCCUGCAGGUACUGGAAAUGGAAUGGCAAAAUCUCUUUUGGAUUCUGUUGGUGAACCUUGUACACCAUCUAAUGCUGUCCUCGCCAUUAUUCGAGGGCAUAAGCGUUCACUGGAUGUAGCUACCAUCUGCCAGGGGAAGAUGAAAUUCUUCAGUGUAUUGAUGCUUGCAUGGGGUUUAGUGGCAGAUGUUGACAUUGAGUCUGAGAAAUAUAGGUGGAUGGGAAGUGCUCGACUAGAUUUCUAUGCUGUUCAACGUAUUGUGCAUUUGAGGCAAUAUAAUGGAUCUAUCUCCUUUGUGCCUGCACCUGGCUUUGAAACUUACGGAGAGCCUACUAGUUACAGUAAUGCCAGUGAACCUACCAACCAACACAAUGCAGGUGCUCCAAAUCAAGAGGAGCCUAUUAGCAUUCGACAGCAUGGCUAUCCAGGGCCUGAUAUUAACUUGGCUAGCAUGGACUGGAGAACUAUUAGCGGACCUUUCGUUUCCAUCUGGCUUCACAAUGUGCCUUGGGGUGGUGAAGACACAAAGGCAGCUCCUGAUGCCAAGUUCUCGGAUGGUUAUAUAGACGUGAUAAUGAUGAGGGUCUGUCCAAAAUUAUCAUUGCUCUCGUUGAUGUCUGGGUUGAGCACAGGAAGCCAUAUCAAAUCACCAUAUGUCCUGUACUUCAAGGUGAAAGCAUUUAUUUUGCAACCUGGUCCUCUCACCGAGGACCCAACUAAGGAAGGGAUAAUCGACUCAGAUGGCGAGGUCCUGGCUAGAGGCAAAGGAGCAUACAAAUGUGACCAGAAGACAUUGAUGGUCUACGAUAAACUUCAAGUAACUGUGGAUCAAGGUUUAGCUACUCUGUUUUCCCCGGUAUAGGAUGAACUAUUUUUUAUCACAAAUUCGAUUUUGGUAACAGUGAGAAAUUCCGAGCAGAAAAAAUUUGUCAUCCAACCCAUACGUGUAAAAAUCCGCAAGGAGGAUACAAGGGAUUCAGAUCGAUGAGGCAUAUUCUCAGCAACUUGCUUGCCGAUAAGUUAUUUUGCAAUAGCCACUGAUUGUUGUCGAUGUAGCGUGCAGUUUAUCUUUCACUCUUUUUGCUUUGAUUUUUCAAUUUCUUUUGUUUCGAAACAGAUUUGUAGUACAGGAAUGUAUAGGCCGCUGUGGUCGAUACAGAGACGAUUUGUAUUCGACUAGUGUAAUACUUGUAUACAUUUGUUCAUCUUAAUAAAAAUCUGAAGCCCUUGUGUGAAAUGCA
Malus domestica (apple) is the source of this 1939-nucleotide messenger RNA. Its product is annotated as sphingosine kinase 1-like. Lineage: Eukaryota; Viridiplantae; Streptophyta; Magnoliopsida; Rosales; Rosaceae. Gene Ontology annotation, molecular function: lipid kinase activity. The record is from RefSeq and is a predicted model, not a curated record. Gene Ontology annotation, cellular component: intracellular membrane-bounded organelle; membrane; cytoplasm. Gene Ontology annotation, biological process: phosphorylation; sphingosine biosynthetic process.